CACUCCUUUUACAACUCCAAGGCUCCAAAAUUGAGGUGAGACUUUGGAUAGGAAGGAGUAAUAACAAUAAUAUUUCAUUCAUUCAGAGACAAAAAAAACUUUCAACUUUCAACCACAAACUAAACUAAAUCAAAACCAAAACCAAAUAAUGGGGACUGAUUCCCCAUUGCCAAAGCUGCUUCUCACACAUCUUCUCUGUUCCACAACAUUCUUUUGCAUCUUCUCAAGCUUUGGAUUUGCAGCCACACCCAAGCUUCACACAGAAGAAGUGAAGGUGCUGAGAGAGAUAGGAAGAAAGCUGGGGAAGAAAGAUUGGGACUUUGGGAAAGACCCAUGUAGUGGAGAAGGAAACUGGAGGGUUUUAACUGGUCGGAAAGGCUCUGAGAGUUCAGUUAGUUGUGAUUGUUCCUUCAACAACAAUUCCUCUUGCCAUAUCGUAAGCAUAGCUUUAAAGGCCCAGAACAUAUCAGCUAGUCUUCCACCAGAGUUCUCUAAGCUUGCUUACCUUAGUAUACUAGAUUUGAGUCGAAACUAUUUCACGGGUUCUAUACCUCACGAAUGGUCUACGAUGCACUUGACCGAGCUUUCUUUGAUGGGCAACAGAUUGUCUGGUCCAUUCCCAAAAGUUCUCACCAAUAUUACCACCCUCAGAAACCUGAGCAUCGAGGGAAACCUAUUUUCAGGACCCAUUCCUCCAGAAACUGGAAAGUUGAUCAAUCUGCAGAAAUUCGUUAUAGCUUCGAAUGGUUUCACAGGAGUUUUGCCAAGUGAACUGGGAAAGUUAAUCAACCUGACUGAUAUGAGGAUUAGUGACAAUAACUUCUCAGGCAGAAUACCCGAUUUCAUUGGAAACUGGACAUGGGUAGAAAAACUGCAUAUUCAGGGUUGCACUCUUGAGGGACCUAUACCUUCUAGCAUUUCCGCCUUAACAAGGCUAAGUGAUCUGAGGAUAACUGACUUAAAAGGCAAAGGGUCACUUUUUCCUCCGCUGAGUGAUAUGGAGUCGUUAAGAACACUGACACUGAGGAACUGCUUACUUUAUGGAAGCAUCCCAGAGUAUGUUGGACAUAUGAGAAGAUUGAAGAACCUAGACCUCAGUUAUAAUAACUUGACUGGUGAAAUUCCUGCCUCUUUUGUCCAGCUGGAUAAAGUAGAUUUCAUGUAUUUGACAGGAAACAAACUUACUGGAACUAUACCAGAAUGGGUACCGGGACGAAAUCACAAUCUGGAUAUUUCUUACAAUAAUUUCACUUGGGAUAGCUCAAGUCCCGUGGAAUGUCCCCGAGGAAGCGUAAACCUUGUGGAAAGCUACUCCUCAUCAGCAGAUAAUCAAAAGAUUCAUUCAUGUCUAAAAAGAAAUUUUCCAUGUCAUGCUUCUGGCAACCAACAUCGAUAUUCUUUGCACCUUAACUGUGGUGGAAAGGAAGUAAACAUCAAUGGCCAGAAGUAUGAAGCCGAUAGAGAACAAAGAGGGGCUUCAAUGUUUUACUUAAGCCAGGAUUGGGCAUUGAGCAGCACAGGAAACUUUGUGGACAAUGACAUGGAUGCAGAUACCUAUAUUGAGACCAACACCUCCACUAUCUCCAAUGUCUCCGGGCUGAUUUCGGAAUUAUAUACGACUGCACGUGUGUCUCCCCUCUCUCUCACCUACUAUCGACUCUGUCUCAUGAAUGGAAACUACACAGUCAGGCUUCACUUUGCUGAGAUCAUAUUUACUAAUGACAGAUCAUUUUAUGAUCUUGGAAAGCGCGUAUUUGAUGUCAAUGUCCAGGAAAAGUUGGUACUAAAAGAUUUUAAUAUAGAAGAUGAAGCUGGUGGAGCUGGUAAACCCAUCGUGAAGAAUUUCACUGCUGUUGUCACAAACAAUACGCUAAAGAUCCACUUUUACUGGGCUGGCAAAGGGACAACAGGAAUCCCAGAUAGAGGUUUUUAUGGUCCUCUCAUUUCGGCUAUAUCAGUAGAUCCUAACUUCAAACCGCCUUUGGUUACUGACAAGAAGAACCAUAUCAUAUUAGCAGCGGGGAUAUCGGCUGCUGCUCUAUUUCUUGGCUUGCUUGUUGUGGGAAUUAUGAGAAGGAAGGGCUGGCUGGGAGGCAAAGUCUCCACAGACAAAGAGCUCAGAGAAAUGGAUCUGCAAACAGGUAUAUUCACUUUAAGACAGAUCAAGGCAGCUACGAAAAAUUUUGAUGCUGCAAACAAACUUGGCGAGGGUGGUUUCGGUGCAGUAUACAAGGGCCAAUUAGCAGAUGGUACUGUAAUAGCAGUAAAGCAGCUCUCAUCGAAAUCGAAGCAAGGAAAUCGUGAAUUUCUGAACGAGAUAGGCAUGAUUUCUGCCCUGCAGCAUCCAAAUCUUGUGAAGCUACAUGGUUGUUGUGUUGAAGGGAACCAGUUGAUGCUGAUCUAUGAGUUUAUGGAAAACAAUUGUCUGUCCCGCGCACUUUUUGGGAAGAACCCUUCAAGCAGAUUGAGACUAAAUUGGUCUACGAGGAAGAAAAUUUGCCUAGGUAUUGCUAGAGGUUUGGCCUAUCUUCAUGGAGAGUCGGUGCUAAAAAUUGUACACAGGGACAUCAAGACUAGCAAUGUUUUGCUUGACAAGGACUUCAAUGCUAAAAUUUCUGAUUUUGGAUUGGCAAAGCUUAAUGAAGAUGACAACACCCACAUCAGCACUCGGAUAGCUGGGACCAUUGGUUAUAUGGCUCCGGAGUACGCAAUGCGUGGUUACUUAACCGACAAGGCAGAUGUUUAUAGCUUUGGAGUUGUGGCAUUGGAGAUAGUCAGUGGAAAGAGCAACACAAAUUACCGGCCAAAGGAGGACUUCGUCUACCUUCUUGACUGGGCCUAUGUUUUGCAAGAGAGAGGGAAUCUAUUAGAGUUGGUUGAUCCAGCCUUGGGUUCAGAAUACUUGUCCGAAGAGGCGAUACUAAUGCUAAACGUUGCUCUCUUGUGCACCAAUGCUUCUCCAACACUUCGGCCUACGAUGUCGCAAGUAGUAAGCAUGCUUGAAGGCCGAACCGAAGUUCAGGACCUACUCUCUGAUCCUGGCUUUUCUUCCAUGAAUUCCAGGUAUAGAGGCUCCAAAAAUCACUUCUGGCAAAAUCCAAGUCGUUCCCAAACCGUGUCAGUCAAUGGCUCUUGUACCGAUAGCUCUAGUUCAUACAUUGAAACAGCAGAGAACAGCCAGCUUUUAAGAGUUACUUCAGUUAAAACUGAAGAGUAAAUUACACGCAUAUAAUAGUCAAUGUUUAUGACUUUAUAGGGAUAAAAGGUAUCCAAAUGUACAUGUUGUGUAAAAAGUUUUAAUUCAAUAUUUAUAUUCAUAUAUGGUUGAUAAAA
Messenger RNA from Morus notabilis, 3333 nucleotides. RefSeq names its product probable LRR receptor-like serine/threonine-protein kinase At1g07650. Bases 149 to 3217 code for a protein of 1022 amino acids. The transcript has 24 exons. Gene Ontology annotation, molecular function: ATP binding; protein kinase activity; protein binding. NCBI's taxonomy places the organism in Eukaryota, Viridiplantae, Streptophyta, Magnoliopsida, Rosales, Moraceae. Gene Ontology annotation, biological process: protein phosphorylation. The record is from RefSeq and is a predicted model, not a curated record.